UGGAAAGUCUGUGCAGCCUCCUUCCCUCCCCUCCCUCUGGUCGCCUAGCAGUUUCUGAACCUUCAAGGAAAUCUUAGAAAGACUCAGUGGGUACAAGAUGGCUUCCCAGCAGCUCUGUUUGAGGGUUAUUGCGUUGGCUGCAUUGCUGACACUUACAACUCUCGGAGACGUGUCCAGCGAGAACCGCCUUCAGAAGAUCUUGGUGAAAAGAAACGUGGCAGAAGCUGAACGUGCUCCAUCCAAGUCUUCGGUUGCCAUCCCUUCGUCUAAGGCCCAAGAGUUCCUGGCCAAGCUGAGCAGAACAAAGAGGAACGUCUGGGAUCGCAGCAGGCCAGACGUCCAGCAGUGGAUUAUGCAGUUUAUGCAAAUGGGAUUUGAUGAACAGAGGCUGGAGGCCGACCUGCAGUACUGGAAGGACCACGCCCGCUCCCACGACCAGGGUCGACAGCAUCACUACGAUGAAAACGCCCCCAUCGGGCCGAGGUCUUCUUACAGGCACGGGGCAAAUGUCAACUACGACUACUAUUAACACCGCCCACACACACGAUGGCUUUGAUGGCUGCCAACAUUUUCACAGGAGUCCUGCCAACUUAUUUUGAUUGCAUCCGUCAGUAAAUCCCUGCAAGUGCUUCUGUAUUCCUACAAUAAAUGAAACUGUUUGGCCUCCAGUUUGGAGCACAGGCUUUCAGUAGAAAUAAAGACGAGGUUUGUACUGUC
Messenger RNA from Gambusia affinis (western mosquitofish), 717 nucleotides. It is a transcript of the gene ecrg4a, whose product is annotated as ECRG4 augurin precursor a. The record is from RefSeq and is a predicted model, not a curated record. The coding region runs from base 98 to 529 and encodes 143 amino acids. NCBI's taxonomy places the organism in Eukaryota, Metazoa, Chordata, Actinopteri, Cyprinodontiformes, Poeciliidae. Gene Ontology annotation, biological process: anaphase-promoting complex-dependent catabolic process; regulation of cell population proliferation; central nervous system development. The transcript is spliced from 4 exons.